Coregonus clupeaformis (lake whitefish) is the source of this 1811-nucleotide messenger RNA. RefSeq names its product RAB43, member RAS oncogene family (gene rab43). Gene Ontology annotation, molecular function: GTP binding; GTPase activity. The record is from RefSeq and is a predicted model, not a curated record. NCBI's taxonomy places the organism in Eukaryota, Metazoa, Chordata, Actinopteri, Salmoniformes, Salmonidae. Gene Ontology annotation, cellular component: trans-Golgi network. The transcript is spliced from 3 exons. Bases 123 to 755 code for a protein of 210 amino acids.
CUUUUCUCCACGUCAGUUUUGCUUUCUAAACAGAUAAUAUUCUAGCCUUGUUAUAGAACACUCAUGCAACGUCGACGGUAACUUUGCAGUUAUCAAAGAAACAGCUACCAGUCGCAGCGACAAUGUCAUUAACGUUACUGGAGACGGAUGACAGCUAUGACUUUGUUUUUAAAAUAGUUUUAGUGGGAGAUGUAGGUGUUGGCAAAACUUGUGUGGUUCAACGGUUCAAGACUGGCAAUUUCAUGGAAAGACAAGGAAAUACCAUCGGAGUGGACUUUACCAUGAAGACAAUGGAUAUUCAAGGGAAGAGAGUGAAGCUGCAGAUCUGGGACACGGCGGGCCAGGAACGUUUCAGGACGAUCACCCAGAGUUAUUACCGCAGCACCAACGGAGCCGUCAUUGCCUAUGACAUCACUAAGAGAGGAACCUUCAUGGCCGUGCCCAAGUGGAUGGAGGACGUUAAGAAAUACGGAGGGUCAAACAUUGUACCCCUGCUCAUCGGGAAUAAGUCUGACCUGGUGGAUCAGCGUGAGGUGUCGUUAGAAGAUGCCCAGACCAUGGCCCACCAGCUGGAGUUCCUGACGGCCAUCGAGACGUCGGCUAAAGACGCCUCCAAUGUGGACGAGGCCUUUAACAAGAUGGCCGCCGAGCUCAUCCUGCGCCACGGGGGACCCAUGUUCAACGAGAACGUCACGGAAAGCUUCAAACUCAACAGCAAAGACAUGGGCGGAGAGGGCUGGCGCUGUGGCUGCUGAUAGGAGGUUGAGAGAGGACUGUACAUGUUGAUAAUUCAACAGUUUUGCACCAGCUGGGACUGCGGAUAGUGACCAACAGGUUGUGUUGUGAAGAACAUUAUAUUUGUUUUAUUCUGUUUCAGGGACCAGUUGAGAUACUUUUUGAUGUAGCAAUACCUGUCUUAUAUUGGGGGGGGGGAUGUUAAAUCUAUCACUUCAUACGGUGUGGCUGCCUGGCAGGCACAGAUGAUUAUUGAACCAGACUUAAAUGUCACUGCGGAAAAAAGAAAAAUGUUUAAGAAGGUCUGCAGACAGAGAGUGGUUCCGAUCACACAGCGUCUCUGGGCCUUUUAGAAGGAAGGACUCCAUGUUGUUGUUGUUCAGGCUGUGGAAGGGGAAGGGCCUUGUUCUGUAUGUGGAAGGGCCUUGUUCUGUAUGUGGAAGGGCCUUGUUCUGUAUGUGGAAGGGCCUUGUUCUGUAUGGGGAAGGGCCUUGUUCUGUAUGUGGAAGGGCCUUGUUCUGUAUGUGGAAGGGCCUUGUUCUGUAUGUGGAAGGGCCUUGUUCUGUAUGUGGAAGGGCCUUGUUCUGUAUGUGGAAGGGCCUUGUUCUGUAUGUGGAAGGGCCUUGUUCUGUAUGUGGAAGGGCCUUGUUCUGUAUGUGGAAGGGCCUUGUUCUGUAUGUGGAAGGGCCUUGUUCUGUAUGUGGAAGGGCCUUGGUCUUGUUCUGUAAACAGUAUUACAGUGUAGGAGCUGUAUAAACCUGCUCAGCAAGGUGACCAUUUUUAGCCAAGUCAUGACCGUAGUGAUGAUGUUUUUAUGGGGAGGACAGAGUACAUACACGUACCAUAGGCUUUGAUAUUUUUGCACAGUGAUUAUUGUUAGAAAUUGUCCUGCCAUGUUUAAAGUUGUGCGGUAUGUCAAGGAGAGGUGCAUGGUGUGCCUAGUGUUGCAUAUCUGAGUGUAAUCUUGAUUCUGAAUGCUUGUUGAACCUUGACGCAAUAACAGUCUCAUCCUGUGAAGACUACAGGAGCAUACAGUGCAUUGGGAAAGUAUUCAGACCCCUUGACUUUUUCCACAU